This is a messenger RNA of Oncorhynchus mykiss (rainbow trout), 2810 nucleotides long. It is a transcript of the gene tmem130, whose product is annotated as transmembrane protein 130. The record is from RefSeq and is a predicted model, not a curated record. Gene Ontology annotation, cellular component: plasma membrane. Lineage: Eukaryota; Metazoa; Chordata; Actinopteri; Salmoniformes; Salmonidae.
UAACUGAUUUUCCGAGUUAAAUAUAGGUAAAACAAUGUUUUUGAAAUACCUCCACUAUCAACAGCGACUUCCAACACGUUAACGUUUGAGUCAUUUAGCAGACGCUUUUAUCCAGAGCGACGUACAAUAGUGAGACACAACAGCUUUUUGUAUUCUGACACAUACGGCUAAAACGCAUGGACAGGAUUUCAAGCUAUUACGUAUAUCUGGGAAACAUAAAGGGCAUGAACAAUUUGCUAGCACCGGCUGACGAGGCAUCUACUAUCGGUUGGCCAUCUGAAGACUGUCCCCAUUUCUCAAUUUCUUAGUCCUGAAGUAUCCUACACCAUUUUUCUCUUCUGUGAGCGGACAAGCGCAAAUGUAUCGAAAUAUAAUUGCGUUGGUCGUCAUGUCACUUCCACUGAUUCUGAGCCCCCAAGUUUUGGGGCUCGCGACAGACGGUUUGAGCAAUCAUCAAAAUAUUGCAGGGAAGCUCAGCUUCAUUCAGAGGGAAGGAAAUGUGACUUAUCUACGGGACAAGGAGCUGGCCACGGAAGUUCCAACCGAGACAAAGUUUGAACUGUUCGAUCCAAGGAACACUUUACGCACUGCCAGAUUCACCUAUACCUGGGACUUCGGCAACGGAGAGGUGCUGAAGGGAUCGGAGCCGUCUGUGCACUAUAAUUACUCAUCCCCUGGAAACUACACUCUGCGGCUGAGAGUUGGGGCCCAAGUGAACAAAACCUCUACUCCACUAACUGGGGUAUACACCAUGGACGUUACAGUUUUGGACGCCAUCAGAAAUAUUGAGUUGAGCCCUUUGAGUUUCCAGGUUUCCAGAAACAACAGUCUGGUUGUUCAUGUGGAUGGAAGUCCUCCCAUGUGGGUCUGUUGGAGGUUUCUACAGAACUGUGUAUCAGCAACCCCUACAGGCUGUCACCUGACCAUGCUGUAUGAGAACACCAUGACACUGAACCACACCUUCACAGCUUUAGGAGUCCACUGUCUGGACAUCAGCGCCCGCAACGACAUCAGCAAACUGCAGACCUCCUACAACAUCUUUGUGAGGAGAGAUCCCCCCAUUAACCUGCUCUUCACCCUGACAUGUACUGGGAUCAUCUUGGCAAUACUCGCCUUCAUCACUGUUAUAGCCUGUCGCACUAAGAAUGGACACAACAACAAACCACAGAUGUCUAAGUCCAGUAACGCCACUUACUCCAGUAUGAACAUGGAACUGCAGCCACAGCAGGACCUCCCUGAUAUCAGUAGUGAUCUCUAUGUGUCCAGGCCAAAGAACGACGAGGUCCAACCCCUUCUACAGCACGGGACCAGAUCUGUCGCCAAAUCCUACCGCAACUAGUCUUCAUUUAUACACUUUGAUUUGAGCUUUGUGUUGGACUGAUUCAAGACACAUGUUAAUAGUUUGCUAACAAUCUAUAGUUUGAGAUGAAUAUAUGGCACCAGUAACAUUGAACUAUAAAUUGUCAGUGAUGUAAUACCGAUGUAGAUUACAUUCCCCUGUCUGUGUGGACUUUAUACUUACACUAUUUUGCCUCUGAUGAUCUCAUCCUCAGACCCAGCCAAAAGCCUGACCUCAAAAACUAAAUAUUCAUACAAGGGGUUUUAGAGGAUUGGAUCCUCUAUGAUAAUAGAUGACAGCUGCCAGUAACCCUGUAGGGAAGUGUCCUAAUGUGUAUUAUUACUCAGUGAUUUAUAUAUACGCUAGAUGACUGAUCAGUGGUGCUGUGUUGAAUCCACCAUGCCUCCAUUUUGGCACUCCCCCUCCAUUGUAUAAACAUUUUGGGAAGCUAUAGAAAUGCAUUUAUUCAUGUCUACAUUCAUUUUUGCCACAUUCAUUCUAUUACAGACACCUUAUCGCAUACAUUUAAAUUACAUUUCAUUACUAAUGUUACUAUCCCCACUAAAACAAAAAAAUACUUAAAUACAUGUAAUUUUGUCCCUGAAACAUUGAAUUGAAAUACUGUAGAGUUCCAUUCAUUCCUAUGGAGGACUGCUCCUACUGGGGAGUGCCAAAAUGCAGACCGACGGCUUCAAAGCCUCUCAAUGGCAAAGAGAUAGCAUAAGCAAUCCAGUUUUAUAUAUACAUUGCUGGUAUUACCUAACCAUACUGGCUGUCACCACAGAUGGUCCAUUAUAUUGACCAGAUACUCCAUUGGCCACUCUAAGAAUUAAAAGAAUGUCUUCAAAAAUGUAAGGCAGAUUGGAGAAAAAGAGAUCGGGUAAGACCAUUCUAGCCAAUGAGAGAGCAGAUACACGUGUGAUAACAGGCAGAACCAAUGAGAGAGCAGAUACACGUGUGAUAACAGGCAGAACUCUGAUAUAAGGGGCUUUUUAUGUCACAUCCUACUAAUAUCAGUACAGUCAUAACAACCUAAGCAUUACAAAACCCCUAUUAGAUCAAAUAAGCCACACGUUGAAAAUAAGCCAUUACAUUUUUGGUAAUCACUCUUUGACCUCCAUACAAAAAAACUGGCUUGGUGAGAGGAAAAAAACAACAACAAACCGCUAACAAACAUCUAUAGAACAUUUUAAUUUAAUUUACAAAAUGUUUUUAUGGAAUCCCAAGAAAGUUAAUAAUGAAAGUAAAAAUAAAUCAAGCGUCAUUGUCAGCAAGAAGUCUUGUUAUAUUUACAUUGUUAUACACUGGUUUUUGUCCCCUAAAAUGUAUGUAUUUGUUGGGUAAUCGACAUCUGUCGCCAUUAUUUCAACAUAUUUAUCUUGCUGUUCAUGACUGUAACCUACUUGCUGCUCACGACUGUACCAAAGGUAUUAUGUAUCUGAAUGGUAUCUUACAAUACAAUCUAACUUGA